Molecule: messenger RNA, 698 nt
Organism: Gigantopelta aegis
Lineage: Eukaryota; Metazoa; Mollusca; Gastropoda; Neomphalida; Peltospiridae
Exons: 7
Coding region: 1-603 (200 amino acids)
Cellular component (GO): extracellular region
Molecular function (GO): peptidase inhibitor activity
Source: RefSeq, a predicted model, not a curated record
AUGGCGUCCAGCCUGACGUGUGAAGGGCACAACAAUCGGUGCAAGGAUGUUGUCACGACACUGGCACGUCGCUGUCCGGAAACUGUCAAGUUAGGUUGUGAAGUAUCGGAAGAAGAUGAAAGCACGUGUUACUCUAACAAGCACUGUAGUAAAGAACAACUGUGUUGCACUGUGGGAUGUAUUAAAGAAUGUGUUGAUCCAGUGCGUAAUACGACACCGUCAUUUACUGGUAAGACAGCAGUAAAGCCACCUGUCAGGCGACCUGUGAGGAAACCUGUGAGGAAACCUGUCAGAAGACCAGCCAGGCGACCUUUUCCGAAAAACGCGCGAAUAUGUUAUAAACAGUCUCAUUGUCGACGACACCAGUGCUGUACAAAUCCAAAGCCUGGAGCGAAAAUAGGACUUUGUAUGAACAGGAGACGAAUUGCAUAUAGAUGCCACAACCCAAGACGCACUGGAGCCUAUCACGUGUGGUGUCCUGGACCUGCUGGUAUAAUUCACCCUGACCUCUGCCCAUGUGGGUGUGGAGAUUUCUGUGCCAUGGGUCCUAGUCCAAGACGACAUGCACAUGGAGGAUAUAUUGGAAUAUGUUCGUUUGGUUGAUCGAUGGCGAUGCGGUUUGAAGGUGAAACAAGAAUUCACACAAAUACUUAUUUCUGUUUUGUAUUUAACAAUGUAAAUAAAUAUUAUCCUUUCAA